AUGCCGGAAUUCAUCAGCGUCACUUUCCCCAACGAGUCCACCGAGCUCGCACCCAUCCCCGGUGCACCAAUUGAUCCCGAGUAUCUCGUUCGCUAUGCUCGAUCUCUAGAUGAUUUCGGAUACAAUUACACAUUGGUGCCAUAUGAUUCAUCAUCAUUCGACCCUUUCACCAUCGGCGCAACAAUCCUUUCCGUAACCAAACACAUCAAGGUUAUCAUCGCUCUUCGCCCAAACACCCUCUACCCAACUGUAGCCGCCAAGGCGCUCUCAACCCUUGACCAGCUGAGCCGCGGCCGUGUUGUUGUCCACUUUAUCGCCGGAGGCAGCGACGCAGAGCAAGCCAAGGAAGGCGAUUUCCUGACCAAAGACCAGCGCUACGGCCGUCUGGAAGAAUACAUCAAGAUCCUCCGUCGCGCAUGGAAGUCCGACGAGCCCUUCGACUGGGAAGGUGAAUACUACCAAUUCAAGCAAUUCAGUAACCGCGUGCGUCCCACCAACGGAACCAUCCCCGUGUCCGUAGGCGGGUCGUCCGACGAGGCAUACCGUAUCGGAGGCUCCCUGGCCGACAUCUUCGGGUUGUGGGGCGAGCCUCUCAAAGAAACCAAGGAACAGAUCGAUCGUAUUUACGCUGCAUCUGAUAAGGCCGGUCGCGCCGAGUCCGACAGACCCCGUAUUUGGGUCACUUUCCGUCCUAUCCUGGCUGAGACGGAUGAUCUGGCUUGGGCUAAGGCUCAUGCGACACUCGAUGCUCUCUCAACUCAUCGCGCAAAUGGCCAAGGAAAGGUUCCGGCUAAUGCGCCGCCUCCUCAGAAUGUAGGCUCUCAGCGCUUGCUUGAUAUUGCGGCUCGUGGGGAGGUCCAGGACCGUGCGUUGUGGUAUCCCACUGUCACGGCGACGAAUGCGCGGGGCGCGUCUACGGCUUUGGUGGGAUCGCCGAAGACGAUUACCGACUCGCUGAUUGAUUAUGUGGAUCUCGGGGCGGAUCUGAUUUCUGUUCGUGGAUAUGAUAAUCUUCAUGACGCUAUUGACUACGGGCGAUUUGUUUUGCCUCGUGUGCGUGCAGUUCUGAAGGAGCGCGAAGGCACUUCGGCUUGA
Molecule: messenger RNA, 1095 nt
Organism: Penicillium olsonii
Lineage: Eukaryota; Fungi; Ascomycota; Eurotiomycetes; Eurotiales; Aspergillaceae
Source: the annotation of a GenBank genome assembly